Molecule: messenger RNA, 420 nt
Organism: Adineta ricciae
Lineage: Eukaryota; Metazoa; Rotifera; Eurotatoria; Adinetida; Adinetidae
Source: the annotation of a GenBank genome assembly
AUGAAGGAAAAAGUUCAAGAUCCAGAUUUUCGUGAAAGGCUUAUAGCAUACUUGGAAGAUAUCAUCAAAGAAGAUCUAGAUGAUUUGAAAAACAAAGAAACUCGAGCCGAAUUUAGCACUUCAUCAUCAUCAUCAGAUACUUCACCACAGUUGACAACAGAUAGUCUUUAUGCAGCUUUCCGUACAAUGGAUAUUACAAAUUCUGAACAAAAUAGAGAUCAUUCUUAUCCUUCGACUGUUUGGUCAACACCAGUCAAAGGGCAAUUAUCACCAUCGAUUCCAUAUGCAUCACCAGAGAUACUUUUUGGAUCUCCAUCAAAUUCGCAUCGGUCCUUGUCAAUACCGUAUGCAUCUCCUCGAUGGAACGAACUAUCACAAACACCAACGUCUGAUCGAUCAAUAUCGGGUAUGAUUGUCUAA